GGAGGAGCUGGAACGGCCAGUCUGCGCACAGACAUCGAUCGAAACUCACCUCACGCUCGUCGUUCUCCAACCAAUUCACCCGUGUUUUCCCUCGAUUCACCACACACCCGCAGUGCGACCCUCUCACCUUUUCCCCCUUUUUCCCUUUUCAGUUUUUCCAUUCACCCUCAUUCCUUCAUUAGUGCAUUGUGUUGUCAAAUUUGUACUCUCAAGUGUCAAUGAUAACAAUUACCAGUUACAACUUGUUCAACAUGAGUGAGUUACUGUAAUCAUUUGGAGAUUGAUUCCAGAGCUGAUAAAUCAUGUUCAAACGACUGGCAAAAGCGAGGCGACACAGCUCAGACGAAGUUGGUGCCUCGCUUCCGCCAACUCCAAUGGACGAGCCACCGGGAAAUGCAGAGGCAUCGAAUAAAUUCCUCGAUGUACCAAUCCAUCAGGCAUUUAAUCCAGCAAUCCUCCGUGGCUCGAGAUUCAAGUAUGCGAGAAGAAGUUGUGGCGAUGCUACGGCAAUUCAGUCAAUGAUGCUCAACGACGAGACUGGAAUUGGUACACGCGUCGAGGUUGACAAUGAUUAUCAGACUGUCACUGCUGUCCCGGCCUUUAUCGUCGAGCAUGAGCCUGAGAAAACCCGAGGUUUGAGUGUGUGGGGACGGAGGAUGAGCAAAAAAAUCGAAUCUUUCCGGCGUGCCGGCUCCAGAGAAUCCGUCUGCGCAUUCGAACGUGAAGACACCGUUAACAACAACAAUCACGAGAAUAAUAAUAAUAAUAAUAAUAAUAGUGAUAAAAGUCCGGAUAAUCGUAAAAAUGACGGUAAAUUGUUGUCGAGACGAUCGCCAUCGCCGUUCAAAUCAUUCUUCAUCCGAAUGGGUUCAACCGGAAUGUUGAACUCGACUAAAGCCAUGAGGCGAUCCUCCAAUUGUGAUGAUAGACUCAAAACAGCUGAUAAGAAGACAUUAUUAAGGAGCUGCAGUACAUCCCAAUUGAAUACAAGUCCAACCUAUGUUAAAGGUGAUGAUCCCUCGGAGGGGAUUGAUCUCCAGAUUGCUCACAGAAAAGACAAAACAAUGUCCUGCGAUAAUCUAGCAGAUAAUCACGAUGAUGAUGUAUUCGAGGAGGUAUCGAUGACCUCAUCAUCGAGAAGAUCAUCUUCAUCGGGUUUUGGUGCUUGUGAUUUCAGUGAUGCUCGGAACGAUUCCUUGAGAAAGUCCAGCAGCUGUGACUUCAAGGAAACAAAGAGAUGUAAUUUUCCGUAUGCAUUCUUACGUUCAAAAUUAUCAGUUUUACCGGAGGAGAGAAAUGGUGCCGUCCAGACGAAGGAGGAUCGUCUCUUCAAAGCGACUUCUGAGGAGCAUUUUCCGGUUUUAAAAAUUGAUGAGUCCUUCGACGGUACAACGACCCUGGGUAGACGACGGAGUAAACAUACGAGCGGAGAUAAUCCCCAGACACCGAGAUUCAGCAGGAAUUCGUACGCUGAGUACAGGGGUAGGGCCUCGAGUAACCUCGGAAAAUGUGAGCCAGACAGGUACAGUCUCAAUCCGAGUAACCUAGAGCGAAUGGAGGACACGUUUAAACGAGAGGAUAGAUGCUACAGUCCAUUCAUACGUCCAUCAAGAGGUGUCCAUCCAACCCUAACCGAAUCAAGUACCGAGUCCUCUGAUUACACUUGCAUCGAUAAUUAUCGAUUAUCCGAGGCGUUCUCCCUAGGGGCAGAGUUGGAUGUCAUAGCGACAUUGAGAAAUCAUCGGCGCAACUCAGCGCCAUGUCCUGAGCAAAGGCUCUCGUCUCAUUAUGUGAGUUCUAAUGAGUCGGGGUAUGAUUCGGAUGGAGCGGGCAGGGGGGAGUCAACGACAACAUUCGAGAACGAGAUUAGCUCCAAGUGUGCUGAUAGCUCUGACACGAGUAGUGUUAUCGAUUCAGAGCUUGAGAAGCCGAUGAGGAGCUCGACACCCAGUGAGUGCCGCGAGGUGACGAGUAAUCUCAGUGUUAAGACGAUUAAGCCCAGAUGUAUGUCUGACAUGAAUGAGGGAAUUGAUGGCCUCAGGUGGCAUCAGAGCACAUCUGGAAGACUACUCCCCAGUAUUCACCAAGGCUCGUACGAUGACACACCGUCAAAUCGAUUAUCAUUGUGCUCCGAUCGCCUCGAGGGCAUCAAGGUAGAGUCACAGGUGGAUCGUACACCGCCUCAUCGUGUCAGGCUGCAGCAGGAUAAAAGAAGAUUUCUCAGUGACAUUAUUCACCCUCCGAGGAGGGUUAGAAGGUGUCGGGUGGUGCAGUUGGCUAGGAUGGAUGGUAGAGACAGUCUGGGGAUCAGAUUGGCGCAGCACAAUGCGGGGGAUAUUAAAUAUAUUGUCGUGCAGCUCGAGAAUGACGGAAUUGCACAUAGAGAUGGUAGACUGCGCCUCGGCGAUGAAAUCGUCGAAGUAGAAGGAAAAGAACUGCGCACACUCAAAACCCUCGAGGAAGUGCAGGAAUUCCUUAAGUCGUUUACGAGUAAUAAGGUGCGACUGACUACGGCCUACGAGGAAACCGUACCCGAGGGAUACACAGAGACACCAGUUAUCUCGAAGGGGUUCGAGCAUCUCGAGAAUGCCAGGAAUCUAUCAAAUGCAUCGCAGAUGGAUAAUCAGAGGCAGUGCGAUGCAUCGGAUGAUAGAAUAGAGGAGGAUAAACAGCUCGAUGGAGUGGAGAGAAAACGGCCGAAUUAUCUUCCAUUAACGUGUAUUGCCAAGAGUCGAAAAGAUCCUGUUGAACCAACGCCGGAUGCUGAUCAGUACUUGAUGAGACACGUUGCGAGGUUCGAGAAAGGCAUUGGAAAGCCAAGUCUCGGGUUCAGCGUUGUUGGAGGCAGGGACAGCCCGAGGGGUGAGAUGGGAAUCUUUGUGAGGCGAGUGUUUCCUGGGGGACAGGCUGACUCUUCCAAGGCCCUUCUUCAAGGAGAUGAAAUUCUCUGUCUCAAUGGUAAACAAUUGCGGGGGUGUACGCAUCAGGAAGUUAUUGAGCUGUUCAAGGCUGUCAGGGAGGGAGUUGUGGAGCUGGAAAUCGCUAGGAGGCAUAGGUAUCCAAAGACUACAUUGAAGUCAGCGCCUUAGUAGCAAAGCCUCGACAAUACGAGAAGAAACACCCACCGAAAAUGCUGACAACUUUUAGACUCUAGUCUCAUUAAAAAUGGAUCUUCAUACUUGUUGCAUUUAAUUUAUUUCGUCCAUAAGUUUUGUUUCAUAUUGUUCUCAUUUUAUGGUUCUUUUUUUAACUUAUUCUGUAAGAUUUUAUAAAAAAAAAAACAUUUUAAGCGAGAUCACUAUAUCGCAGCUUUCAAUAAUAGUUCCAGACAAAUCAUAAAUAAAUAAUUGUAAUUUUGUA
This is a messenger RNA of Fopius arisanus, 3360 nucleotides long. RefSeq lists its product as uncharacterized. Gene Ontology annotation, molecular function: protein binding. The coding region runs from base 303 to 3089 and encodes 928 amino acids. The transcript is spliced from 5 exons. The record is from RefSeq and is a predicted model, not a curated record. Lineage: Eukaryota; Metazoa; Arthropoda; Insecta; Hymenoptera; Braconidae.